Messenger RNA from Neltuma alba, 3237 nucleotides. RefSeq names its product transcription factor EMB1444. Lineage: Eukaryota; Viridiplantae; Streptophyta; Magnoliopsida; Fabales; Fabaceae. The coding region runs from base 598 to 2724 and encodes 708 amino acids. Gene Ontology annotation, biological process: regulation of DNA-templated transcription. The record is from RefSeq and is a predicted model, not a curated record. Gene Ontology annotation, molecular function: DNA-binding transcription factor activity; protein dimerization activity. The transcript is spliced from 11 exons.
GGUUGAAGAUUAUUGGGGAGCUGGGCCUGAAGACUUUUUCUGUGGAAGAGACCAUGCUUUUCACUUUUUUCUCCAGUUUCUUUGAAUUUUGGUGUUUUUGAUAAUUCCUUAUCCGAGGAGGAAGAUUCACUUAGAUACUGCUCUAAUGGUGUCCAACUAUUUUGCGAUAGGACAAGUUUCUUGAUUCCAUCUUCCAUGGCAUAGGCAAGCGGUUUGGCCAUUCAUUGUCUUGUUUGGUCGCUGAGAAAAUGGAGCAGAAACAGAUAUUGUUUUCUCGGUUGUUAUCUCGCACUCUGAUGGCUAGAGAUCCUUGGUGACUGAAUUUUCCCAGGAGAUUUCUGAGAGUAUUGCUUGGAAUUUCGUUGGAAUUUCCAAGACGGCUAUUUACGUUUAUUUUCUCAUAAUUCUUCGUUGGGGCCAAGCUAUGAUGGUACUGUUGAUCCUGUGUACAACAGAGCCACCAAUCAAAAGAAGAGCGGGUUUAUGGAUUAAACAAGCAGGUCGAGGUUCAUACCGGGGUAGCUAGGGGUCGAUCCUGAAGUUGUUAUUAGUUCUGAUUCUGAUUCUGGUUCACUAAGCAAAGUUCCCAAAAAUUGAAUGGAAGCCACUUCUGUAACACAUUUGUUGAAAAGUUUUUGUGAUUAUACUCAUUGGAAUUAUGCUGUGUUUUGGAAGCUUAAUCACCAUCUUCCAAUGACCUUGACCUGGGAAGAUGGAUACUGUGGUUGCCAAAAAGAAAACGGGGCUGUGGAAAGCAUCCCCAGCGGCAUUAAUUGUGAAGCCUCAGAUUCUGUCUUUUUUACAAGUAAUGAAAGUACUGGUGAUUCUGGAGCUUAUUCUGUUCAGCCACUCAUGAAUGAAAUGUCUAAUCUGAAGUACAUUUUGGGAGAGGGGAUUGUUGGAGAAAUAGCUCUUAAAGGGGUUCAUUGUUGGGCUUUCUGUGAGGAUGUCUUCACAAGUAAUUUCAACGCUAACAUAAUAUCUGAGUGCCCUUAUGAAUGGCUUCUUCAAUUUGCAUCUGGCAUAAAGACUAUUGUGGUUGUACCAGUUCUUCCACAUGGAGUUUUGCAAUUUGGUUCAUUUGAAGCGGUUGAUGAAGACCUGGUAUUUGUUGCCAAUGUCAAGGAGAUAUUCAAUUCGAUGUGUUGUGGGGUGUCAAAUACUACAUUUUUGAGCUCAGAUGUUGAUAUUCAAGCACCGUUAUUCUCAUCCUUGACAGAUUGUCUUGUGGAUAAGUUGGAUGAAGCGUCUUCUAUUUCAAACAAUAAACUGGAAGACAAACUUUAUGGUGGCACAUCACUUGGUGUAGAUGGAUCGACAAGGUUAUAUUCAACAGGGCCAUUAUUUAUUCACAAGGAGUGUCGCACGUUUGGGGAAGAUCAAUUGGAUAAUCCCAAGAAGGCUCGCAAAAGUGAGAUCAGUUCCCCGUACACUGGAGUUUUGAAAGAUCCGAGACACAUAGGUCAGGUGGACAUGAAUUUGAGCCAAACGGAAGAAAAGUUAUUGGCCUUUUCUCAGUGGGUCAACAAUGCGGGAUUAUUUGAUGAGAUAACAAAUGAAACGUGCUCUUACUCCAGCGAAGAUAUGACAGAACAUUUUGAAGGCAAUAAUACUGAUCAUAAAAAUGGUGAUGAUGUGCAUGGUUUAUCUGAAGUUUCCUUGCACUUUGAUUUACAUAGAGCACUUGGACACACUGCUAAUGGACAGACAGCUGAGCCUCUGUGGAAAUAUUUUUCUGCUCAUGCAUGCAGUAGCUCACCUUUGAUGUUAGAUGGGAAAGGGCAAGAUUAUGUUAAAGAUUUGCAGUUUCUCAACGAAGGUAAUUCAGAAUAUCUUUUGGGUGCUGUUAUGGGCAGUUUGGAGAGUGCCUUGGAUGAUUCUUCAUUGAGCGAAGCCACUGAUGUUAAGCCUCCUGUAACCUUGCCAAGAGAAUGUACUGCUUCCAUUCCUCCACGUAGUCAUCCUGAAGAAAGCACUUGGAUGGUGAAUUAUUCAGAUCAUGAAAAUUGUGUCGCACCUGACUUUAUGGCCAAGUGCACGGAUGAUUUCAGUAACCUUGUUACAUCAAGAUCUUUUGAUGGCAAUUCAAGCAUAUUGAUUAAUGAGACAGAGCAGGAGAAGGUUUACGGUCGUGUGCAGCCUAACAGUGGACCCAAGCUUUCUAGCACCAGCAAGAAAAGAGCCAGAGUCGGGAACACCAAAAGGCCAAGACCCAGGGAUAGACAGUUGAUUAUGGACAGGAUGAAGGAGCUGAGAGAACUUGUCCCAGAUGGUGCCGGGUGUAGCAUUGACAACCUCUUAGAACGGACGGUAAAGCACAUGCUGCACUUACGAAAUAUUACAAACCAGGCUGAGAAACUGAAACGAUGCUUGCUUCAGGAGGUACCUAAGUGCGAUAAACAGAAAACCAAUGGCAGCCAUUCAGGAAGGAGUUAUGCAUUUGACUUUGAAAGUGAACGCCAACUAUGCCCCAUGAUCAUCGAAGAACUUGGAUGCUCAGGGAACAUGCGCAUAGAGAUGAUAUGCAGUGAACAUGGGUUUUUCUUGGAGAUUGCCAAUGUGCUCCGACGGAUGGAGCUAACCAUUUUGAAAGGUGACUUGGAAAGUCGUUCGGGCACCAUGUGGGCUUGUUUCAUUGUUGAGGUUCCCAGAGGUUUUCAGAGAAUGGAUAUUAUGUGCCCUCUGUUGCAUAUUUUGCAGCAAAUGAAGAAAAGUUUCAAGUAGAAUUUUGACAUUUCCAUCUAUCAAAUCAGUAAAGGCGUAUGACCUAUAUCUUGUAGCAUUUUUUUGGUUUUGUGUGUGUGUGAUGUAGAAGACAACAGUUAAUUUCAAGCCUCUACCUAAUGAUGAGCCAGCUGCUGAAAAUGGUGACUAACCAGCGGGUAAAAAGAAGGUUCAUUGACUUCAGGGCGCUUUUGGGUUCUGGCUUUUGAGGUCGACCAAAUGAAAACGUGCACAUUUAGAGUUGAUGACUUGUGGGAAGAGAAUUCUCUUGUAGAGAAUCACUGCCAUUCUACAUGCGGAUUCAGAUUAGGGACGGGUGUGCUGCUCCUUUAUGAAAUUAAGAACUUUUAUUUGUAAUGGAGGAAAAGGCUGUGGUCUUUUAUGUAUUUAGCGUCAACUAUGCAAAAUAUUUUUUUUAAUAUAAAAUCUGGGAUCGAAUUUCUUUGUGUUAUAAAUGUAUUAAAACUUAAUGCUGCAGUUUGUUAAUUAUAAUUAGAUAUUAAAUAAUGGUAA